AAACAGCCAAGUUGGCAGCACUGCCAACGAACAAUUUGCAAGCACCUCCAGGUGUCCGGCGUCGAAAGUCAACAACAAAUCUCGCAAUUCACUGGAUUCGACGACUGUCGGACGAAUCCGACGACUAACGUAAACACCCAACGAUUCCCAGCCAACGGAUGCAGUUAGAGUGUUUGCUCCGGUGGAUGAUCUCAAUUGGCCGGAGUGCCUGAAUCCUCGGCGUCGCGAAGUCAGCAUUGCAGUGGAAGGCAGAAAAGACGCGAUCUUCAAGGGUCCUGGGGCCUCGGAUUGAGAUCUCGUCAUGGCCACCAGCCACCAACCAGGCAAAAUGAUGGAUUUGAAGACGGUGGCGAUGGAUGUCGACCUGGACGCGGAUAAUGCUGUGGGCGCGGCGGCUGCCGAAGAACCGAAAAAGCCCAAGGUGGUAAAUAUCUUGGAUAGCUUGGAUACCGAGCGACAGCUUAUCCGUCUCGUUCGACGCCAGCCGGCUCUGUACGAUGCCAGGAAUCCGCAUUUCCAGGACGAUGCCUACAAGGAUCGGGCGUGGCAUCGCAUCUGCCGUCGCAUGGACGCCGAAGUGAGUGAGUGCCUGAGUGCCUGGGCGGAGUUGCGCUAUCGCUUCCAGCGUCACGUUCGCCGCCUCCACGCCCAUAACAAGAGUCUAACCGAAAAGAAACGUCGCCGGCGUCCAAAUUUCAUCUACGAGGAGGAAAUGCUGUUUCUGUACCCGCAUGUCUCUCGGUUUACGCAUCAUAGGACCACGCCUGUGGAGGUGACCGAAUUCGUGGCCCAUACAGACUCCAUGCCGGAUGUGGUCAUUGUGGAGCCGACCAUUGACGUGAUCGAUGUGGAUCUGGUUGGGCCGAGCAAGUUCCAGUGCACCAAGAAUUCCCGGAAACUGAUCGAAGCAGUCCAUGCCUAUCCGCAGCUAUACGAUCCAACGCAAGCGGGAUACGAAAACCACUGGCACCUGGGCCUGAUUUGGGGCGCCAUUGCCAAUGAGCUGCGCGACAAGGGCACCAAGCUGAUGAAGAUGUGGCUCAACCUGGUCAUUCGCUACGAAUGGGAGCUCAAUCGCACCAGCAAGGAGGCGAUUGCCGCCUCCGAACUCUGCCAGCUGAUGGCGAAAGUGAAGCCGCACGUGAAAAGGCGACCGGGCACCGUGUACAAGGUCUCCAAGUACCUGAAGAUGGACUGGCACGAGCCGAUCGAGCAUUUCAAGACCGUUCAGAUGCUCAUCGAGGCCAUCCAGGGCAGUCCGGAUCUGGUAGCCAUGGUGGAGGAUAACAUCGAGAAUCGGACGAAACCGCCGCGCUACGACGAUCUGUGGACGAAGAUUGGCGAGCAAGUGGCCUGCUGUCCGCAGCGCUGCGAGGUAACCUGGCUGGUGAUGCGCGCCUUCCACAACGACCUGUCCCGGAUGCGCAACGCCGGCUAUCAGCUGCAGGACAAGUGGUUCUUCGAGCACCUCAUCCACGACAUCUUCAAGAUCUACAACUCUCGCGAUCCCCGCAAGGCGACCAACAAGCGGACUCUCAACGGCGAUCUGACCGCCGCGGAAGCAGCCACCAUAUCCACCGGCGAGCCGCCGGCCAAGAAGCCAUCCAAGCUACUCAAGUCGCCCGGUGUGAUCAAGGCACUGUCAGCGAUGUCGAAGCUAACGAGCCCACCCAAGCCGCUCCAGCCACCCAAACCGAUUCAAACGAAAACAGGGAUGCCGCCGAAGGGUAUAGCGCCGCCAAAAGGUAUACCGCCGCCGAAGGGUAUCCCCUCGAAGGUUAUAGCCCCGAUGAAGCCCCCAACAUCGUCGAAGGGAACGAAAGUGCCUUUCCCGCAACCGAAACUACCGACACCGCCACGCCUGCCGCUGGCCAUUGUCUACCCGCCCGCCAAGAAGUAUCCCAGCCCCAGCAUCGCCACGCCCAGCCGCCCCAGCGACAGUCCCAGCACCUCCGCCUCCGCUUCCGCUUCCACAUCUGCCUGGAGUCAGGGUUCAACCGCCAGUACCGCCAAUGUGCCCGUGGCUGCCAGUUCCGGGUCGAAUGAGGAGAUAUCGCCACCCGUGUUCCUGAUCCCCAAGGUACAGGGCGGCAUCGGUGGGUCGUCUCCCAGCCAGAAGCCUGCCAACCAGCCGCCCACCAAAAACAUAUCGGCGGUGGGCACGAAUGGCUUUCCGACCGUGAGGGCGGUGCGUAUGUCCACGCCUCCAUCCCCGGUGGUCCGUUCGGUGCAUCUGUGCGAGUCUACUGGGAUGCUGCAGUCUCUGGAAGUAAACCCACCACUGCAGCCACCGGGACACAUGUUGCAUCCCCAGCCCAUGGUGGCGAUGCCAUCGCUACCAACUCCACCCAAUGUCAGUGCCCCCAUGGUGGUUAUCCAGUCCUCGGCUCUGCCCAGCGGCUGGGAGAACAUUACCGGCAACUCCAUGCCCACCUCCGGCCCCGUUAACGCCACACCGAAGAAGAAACCUGCACCGGAUGAUGGCCAUCCCCUCAGAAACGUAACCAUAUCCCUGGUAUCCUCCCAAGCCCAAGCCAACCAAGAGAAUGCCACUAGUUCGAUUGCUGAGGAGGCAUCCCAACCGGCAGCCACGCCCAAUGCAGCACCCAAAGGAACCAAAGCCAACUCAAAGCCAGGACUUCGAGCGUACAGGAAGAUAGCACCGGCACCACUGCCCUCUAGGGCGGUGGCAGGCAAACGGAUACCUGCGGCAGGCGGCGCCGGCAAGGGUGAGGAUACGGAGGAGACCGAGUCGUCUAGUGAGGCGGAGGAAACUGUCGGCGACAUUAAGGUGCGAUUAGUGGUGUCGCCCAGGGAGCGAUUACUGGUGGUCUGGGGCGGGGGCCUGAUCAAUCGCUACCACUUCAACAUGGCGCGAACGGCGCUGCUCGUCCAGGAGGUAAUGGCUGUUCCACAGCUGCACAAGACCGACCCCCAGCUGGCGGAUAAACGGGCCGAAUUCUGGAGCAUGAUUGCCAAGAAGUUUCAAAUACCAGAUGAGGCUGUGCAAGCCUGCUGGAAGUUUCUGGCCAACAAUAUGAGCUUCUUCCCCUCGAUAGCACCCAUGUCGGAGCUAAUGGUGCCCGUUCGGAGCAACCUCAAGGUCUGGGAGAAGUCGAAUCGUUUGUUUAGCAAAUUUGAUGAAAUCGCCCGGAAAUACAAGUGGAUGGAGCACCGGGAGAAGCUGCCGGAUCUGAUACGGCACUUUAAACAGCACGAGCAUCUAUACUGGGAGAUGAGGAGUGCCCGGCCCGGCGAAGCAGAGCCACCACUCCGGCACUACACCGACCAGGAGCGGCAAGAAGUGUGGCGCGAGGCGAAGAUCAAGUUUCCCAACUUGAAUCAUCGGGAUAUCUGGUCCAUGUUCAAGUUCGCUUUCCGCACCUACAUGGAGGAUCUGGAGCGGGGUGUGGAGAAUCCGUGGCCGCAGAACUGGUGGCGGGCACUGGAGCAGCUUAGAUUUUUGAUUGAUGUGCGCUACCAUCCGCUGGAGCCAUUGUUCUACAUCGUCCAUCAUAAGGUGCACGAGGAGGUGAAGCGGUGCAGCAUGUACGAGGAUCUGAUGGCCAGCGGCGGUGUCGAGAACCGGAGGACAUCCACCAAUGUUCUGGCGUACUUAGCCAAACGGAAACUGCCCUGGGAGUCGGAGGAGGCGAAACGCUUGCUAACUGGACAGUUGAGCGGUGGGGGCAGGCUACAAAAAACCACAAUUGAACUCUUACGUGUAUCCGACUCGGAGGAUGCUCCAGCUCCUGCCCCAGUUCCUGCCCCAGUUCCGGUGACAGCUCCGGUGACAGCUCCUGCUCCGGCUCCGUCCCACGUUGCUGUUCCUCCGGUUACUGUUGGUGUUGCUCCCGCAUCUGUUUCGGUGCAUGCGCCCGUUUGUGUCUCUAUUCCCAUGUCGGUUCUGGCUCCCGCUUCGCCGGCAAUAUCUGCGGCAGCAUCACUGCCCGUGGCUGCACGUGCCACACUCACCCUAACGCCUGGCUCCAAUCUCCCAGUGGUGACUACACCCACACCCGCUUCAUCUGGCACCCAAUCGUCCUCUCCCAUAUCGAUUCGUGACACACCUCCGCUAGAUCCACCUCCUGCGCCGGCUACUACUCGAGCGGCAGCUCGCUCGUCUGGUCCAUCGGUUGAACCACCGGCGUCUGUUGUCGUGGCCAAGCCCAAGGUAGCACCAGCACCAGCACCAGCACCCGCGGCUGAAGCCAACGGCGAGGCGUGUCUGAUCCGCAGACCGCAUACCUAUUGCCUGCCCACGCUAGAUGCCUUCCAGCUGACCCGUGUCCUGCGCAGCCAUCCGCAGACCUACGAAAAGGCCAGCACCAUCGACAAGCGGGCCGCUUGGGUGCGCGUCUCCAAGCAGUUAAAUGCAACAGUGACCGAGUGCCGUCUGGGUCUCCAGCAUGCCCUGCGCGAGAUGCGAAUCCUGAAGAUUGUGGAUCCCACGAACCGCUGCACCAUGGGCCACAAGUACUAUCGCUACAUGACCGAGAUGUAUACGCUGGUGAAGCCGCAGGGUCAGCUCAUUAUCCGGACACCCCAGCAGCUGAACCAGCUGGAUCGGACGGAGGCCAUCGAUGCCGAUGAUGACAUCGCGACGUCAGACACGCCACAGUUUCUGCCCGAGAUCAAUACGACCACCAGUGAUCUGGAUCUGGUGGUCAAGAACUGGGCCCAGGCUGUUGGCAGUUUCUCGGCCGCCGACCAGGACGCGAUGGCCGCCAGGCUGGGCGAGAUAUUCGCCCGGUAUGCCGCCGAUGAAGAUGAUGAGGAAGUGGGGGCCACGACCGAAGGCCAGGACGAAACGGAAACGGAGACGGAAACGGAAACGGCACUGCCCUAGCACGCCAUAAUCUCAUCAUCCCACCUCCUCCUCGCCUGACACGAAGAAAGGAUCAUUAUUUAUUUAAUUAUUAAUCGAGUAUUUGUACAUUAGGGAGAGCUCCUCCCAGGACAUGAUUCUGGGCAUGAUCUUUUGAUUUUCAUUUAUACAUAUGUGUGUUUAUUGUAUUUUUUUUGCAUUUCAAAUUACCAUUUCGCCCAAAAUACAAUUAUUUUCAUAUUUUUUUUUCACAAAUUUUUGCAAUUUUGGCAAAGAAACUAAAACUAAAAACUAAAUUGUAUUGUUAUUUUUUUUUUGAAAAUCGAAAAAAUAAUGUCAUGACUUUGCAAUUCUUUUGCGGUUGCCAUUUGAAGGACCUUAAGGACCUUAUGCUUAAGGAUCAUAUUAUAUUGUAAUAAUAAUAAUGAGACGAUGUCUUUGA
Molecule: messenger RNA, 5270 nt
Organism: Drosophila ananassae
Lineage: Eukaryota; Metazoa; Arthropoda; Insecta; Diptera; Drosophilidae
Gene: Hmr
Exons: 5
Coding region: 302-4849 (1515 amino acids)
Biological process (GO): regulation of transcription by RNA polymerase II
Cellular component (GO): transcription regulator complex; nucleus
Source: RefSeq, a predicted model, not a curated record